Molecule: messenger RNA, 719 nt
Organism: Drosophila subpulchrella
Lineage: Eukaryota; Metazoa; Arthropoda; Insecta; Diptera; Drosophilidae
Gene: Pcp
Product: pupal cuticle protein
Exons: 2
Coding region: 15-575 (186 amino acids)
Cellular component (GO): chitin-based extracellular matrix
Molecular function (GO): structural constituent of chitin-based larval cuticle
Source: RefSeq, a predicted model, not a curated record
UCGAACGCGACAUCAUGUAUUUGCUUGUGAAUUUCGUCGUUGCCCUGGUCAUCAUGCAGGUGCAGGUGCAGGCGGGCUCCUCUUAUAUCCCAGAUUCCGAUCGUAACACACGGACCCUCCAGAACGAACUGCAGGUGGAACGGGAUGGCAAUUACCGGUACGCCUACGAGACCUCCAAUGGAAUUUCCGCCUCCCAAGCGGGAUUGGGUGGCGUUUCCAUCCAAGGUGGCAACAGUUACACCUCACCCGAGGGCAAUGUCAUCAGUGUCAACUAUGUGGCCGAUGAGUUUGGCUAUCAUCCCGUGGGCUCGCAUAUUCCCCAGGUUCCCGACUAUAUACUACGCGCCCUGGAGUACAUUAGAACGCAUCCCUACCAGAUAAAGGAUUACUAUACCGGCGAACUCAAGACCGUGGAGCACGAUGCGGCCGCCUUCAAUGUGUAUACCCGCAACAUCCAGGAACCAACGACCCCAAGAUCCCGACCAAGCACCACUCCAAAGACCAUAUACCUCACCCAUCCGCCCACGACAACGCUACGACCUCUGCGACAAAGACGAGGCGCUUCGAAGCACUGAUGAUCGAUGGUCGAGAACUUUUGGCGGGGGAAGGGGCCGGUCUCUUAGGAGUCAACCAGGCGAAUCUGUGAAUUUUGAUCUAAACAAUUAAUUAAGCCACGAGCAAUAAAUAGAGGUGCUAAGCAAACGUAAGCUAAAAUGUAA